Messenger RNA from Racocetra persica, 460 nucleotides. Lineage: Eukaryota; Fungi; Glomeromycota; Glomeromycetes; Diversisporales; Gigasporaceae. The record is from the annotation of a GenBank genome assembly.
GAUUACCCGAUAGUUAAACGUAAUGAUGGUAAAGAGUAUUUACGAAUUAGAUUCACAGAUCAUAGUAAACGAAGAUCAGUUAUUCAAGCCAUUCACCAAGAUAAAUUCAAGUCAUAUACGAUCUAUGAAGACCCACUUAGUGGUAAAUAUGGACAAUUUAUCGCUCGUAGUCGAAUAUAUACAAAUAGGAAAGAAGACUAUUUCCAUGUUUCAGAUUUCUUUAUACUUAAGGAUGAAACACAUGUACUCUCAAUAGACGAACAUGAGAACUACCUUAAAUAUGACAAAAAUGUUAUAUUUUUAGAUGAUGAAUUCUUUUGCAAUGAGAUAGUAUAUGCAUUUGAUCUGGAAACAACGUUUUUACAAAACUUCAAUCAUGAAAUUAAAAAAAAGGAUAUGGUUGGACGUGGUAGUACCCCAUUUGACCGUGUAUACAUGAAUAUUAGUGUUUUUACCCAAG